Molecule: messenger RNA, 1597 nt
Organism: Nylanderia fulva
Lineage: Eukaryota; Metazoa; Arthropoda; Insecta; Hymenoptera; Formicidae
Source: RefSeq, a predicted model, not a curated record
GGAGAACAGACUUAAAUUAUCAAAAGAGUUAUCUUUCGCCGCAUCGUCGAACAGAGUAAAAGUAAAUGUGUUUGGAGGGACAUUAGUCGGCAUCGUCGAGGAAAGCAUCUAUGGUUCUUACAAUGCCUUUCGUGGAAUAUCAUAUGCUAAACCUCCAGUGGGUGAUCUCAGAUUUCAAGAUCCGCAGCCACCAGAACCAAGGUCCAGCGACAGAGACGCUUCGUCUAACGGAAACGUCUGUCUUCAGAGGAAAACGAACGUUGUCAUAGGCAAAGAAGACUGUCUCUAUUUGAACGUGUAUGUAUGCCAACGAUGUGACGCCUUCAAAGAAAAGUGCUGUGAUGGUGUGGAUACAUGGUGGAGGCUUUUUUAUGGGAGACGGCACCUCGUUUUAUUACGGUCCCGAUUAUAUCAUGCGGAAGGAUGUGGUACUCGUCACCUUAAAUUACAGAUUAGGUGUUUUAGGUUUUCUCAAUUUUGAUGAGGAAAUGGCGCCGGGAAAUCAGGGCUUAAAAGAUGUAGUUAUGGCGUUAAGAUGGGUUCAAAACAAUAUAUUGCAAUUCGGUGGAGAUUCCGAUAACGUCACAAUUUUUGGUCAAAAUGCGGGUGGAGUGAUGGUACACUAUCUGACUAUUUCACCGUUAGCUAAAGGUUUAUUUCAUAAAGCAAUAUGUCAAAGUGGUGUCAUGACAGUUCCUUGGGCUUUUACUGAACGAGACGAUGCUAUCAAUAACGGUCUGAUGUUAGCCCAGAAACUUGGUAAUGCGACUUCAGAUCCAGAAGUCGCCUUGGAAUUUCUGAAAGAAAUAGACGGAACAAAUUUGAUAGCAGCGGAGAUUGGCUUAGAUAUUUUGCUUGCAUUUACGCCGACCGUGGAUUCCAAGUCAUCCAAUCCUUUUUUACCAGAAAAUCCAUUGCAAUUAUUACGUAAUGGAAUUGAAAUACCAAUCAUGUUUGGAUAUAAUAGCCAAGAAGGCAAUUUUUUCAUAAGUGAUAUUGUCGGCCUAGUAAACAACGAGACUUUAAAGGAAUUUAAUUCUGAUUUCAAAAAAGCCAUAUAUCCUAGAGUUUUGCGUCAAUUAUCACAAGUUGGAAUCACGGUACCGGAAUUACGAUCAUUGUAUUUUGGUAAUAAAACAGUGUCAAAGGAAACGAUAAUGAAUCUUUCUGAUUUUAUCGGCGAUCAGCAUAUCUAUAGAGGCAUUAUACAAGCAAUUGAUACUCAAAUGAAUUCUAAUGUUAACGAGUCGACUUACUUGUACAAAUUUUCGUACAAAAGUGAAACCUCUCCUGUAAAGAAAAUAUUUUUUGAAAAGGCGCUUUCAGGUACAUCUCACUUCGAGGAACUGGGCUAUUUAUUUUAUCCUCAUAUAAAAAAAUGUUUCGGUGACUUAUUAAUUGCACAUGGUACGCCGGAUUAUAAAAUAAUGGAAUACUUAACGCAGAUGUGGACAGAUUUUGCUAAAACGGGUAAUCCAACACCUUCUGCAGCUAAUUUUACAUGGACUCCAGUGAAAAAUGGCACUACGUAUGAUUAUUUAAAAUUAAUAGAAGACCUCAAAUGAAGAUUUUUAUUAAAGAAAAACCAACGAUGGGA